CUGUGUAUUUUGUCCCUAAGCGUCCCGUACCUCCAAAUCACGUGUUGCAAGUACUCUUCUGACAUUGAAGUGGAGCAUCGCAUCGCAUUAUUACAUCAGAGGUUGGUCGCCAUGGUGUUUGGGAAGCGGAUCGCUGACGUGGGGUACCGCGUGUUCUCGGGCACCAUGAUGCUGCUCACGGUCUAUGGCGGGUUCCUGUGCACCAUGCGAGGCUAUCGUUACUACCAGCGGCAGAAACUACUACGGGAAGCUGCAGAGAACCAAUCAGAGAUCCUCAAGGACUGACACGCCCCCGGACUGUGCCACCCUUAUACACACACUGCAUACUGUAUAUUUCAUUUGCUCUGGAAGGAUGCAACACUAAUACAACCGUGCCAAGAGAUUUGUAAAAUAUGUAUUGCCAGAGGGAUUUACAAUACAGCACUGCAAGCUCCAAAAUAAGAUUGCAUCCAAGAUAAAGGGACUGUUGAUAUGUUUGCAGGCUCCAAGCAUUUGGCCUUUUACAGUAAUGUGCCUCGAUACUGAUUUUGCAUGGCAUCCCUGUGCUUUGUGUGUGUCAUGCACCUUUUGUGUGUUACUGGGUUCAAAGAAUGUAAACUGAAAUGAUUAAAUGUGUUUUUUUUUCCAUGCA
Molecule: messenger RNA, 631 nt
Organism: Polyodon spathula (Mississippi paddlefish)
Lineage: Eukaryota; Metazoa; Chordata; Actinopteri; Acipenseriformes; Polyodontidae
Product: cytochrome c oxidase assembly protein COX14 homolog
Exons: 2
Coding region: 112-285 (57 amino acids)
Source: RefSeq, a predicted model, not a curated record